Cajanus cajan (pigeon pea) is the source of this 2153-nucleotide messenger RNA. RefSeq names its product cysteine-rich receptor-like protein kinase 2. Gene Ontology annotation, molecular function: ATP binding; protein kinase activity. NCBI's taxonomy places the organism in Eukaryota, Viridiplantae, Streptophyta, Magnoliopsida, Fabales, Fabaceae. The record is from RefSeq and is a predicted model, not a curated record. Gene Ontology annotation, biological process: protein phosphorylation.
AAUUCCAUCUCCACCAAACACAAACUCCUAAAAGAUGUUUCAACUUAAUCUUGUGGCCUUGAUGACUUUGAUGUGGUGGAGCAGUAGUAUAGUUGAAGAUGCAGUUGCAGACCCACAGACGAAUCUGAUAAACCCAGGGUGCAGCACAUACAACGCUUCCAACGUGCGAAGCUUCUAUGCGAAUAUCAAUGGAACGUUUGCAGAGUUGAGAGGAGAGGUGAAGAAUGAGAGCACGCACUUUGCGACGGCACAGGAAGCGAGAGGAGAUGUUGUGACGUAUGCGAUGCUUCAAUGCAGAAACUAUCUCUCCAAAAAUGACUGUCUUGCUUGCUUUGACACAGCUUCCACCCAAAUCCGCAACUGCUCCUCCGCCAACGGUGCAAGAGUCAUCUAUGAUGGCUGCUUCCUCAGGUAUGAGAGCGAGAGGUUCUACGAUCAGACGAAUGAACUUGGCAGUGGCGUAUCAUGUGGAAACAUAAGUUCAAAUGUCACUGGUUUAAAAUCAGUUGGACAACAAGUGCUGACCAAUCUCCAAACUGCAACACCAAAAAUCAAAGGGUUUUAUGCAGCUACUAAGACACAGGUGGUUGUUGGUGGUGCUGCAAUCUAUGCCAUUGCACAGUGUGUUGAAACUACCACUGAGGCUAAAUGUCUCAGUUGCAUGCAAGUUGGAUACAACAACUUACAAAGUUGUCUUCCCAACACAGAGGGUAGAGCUUAUGAUGCUGGUUGUUUCAUGAGAUACUCUACCACACGCUUCUUUGCUGAUAAUCAAACCAUUGAUAUCACACCCUAUUUAAAACAAGGAGGUUCAAGCAAGAAGUGGGCCAUUAUAGGUGGUGUUGUAGGAGGUGUUGUUCUCAUCCUUGCCUUGUUUGCUUGGCGAUGGUUUACAAAACCAAAGAGGGUUCCCAGAGGUAACAUAUUGGGAGCAACUGAGUUGAAAGGUCCAGUUAACUACAAGUAUAAAGAUUUGAAAGCUGCAACAAAAAAUUUCAAGGCUGAAAAUAAACUUGGAGAAGGAGGUUUUGGUGAUGUAUACAAGGGUAUUCUAAAAAAUGGAAAAGUUGUUGCCGUCAAGAAACUAGUAUUGGGAAAAUCAAGUAAGAUGGAAGAUGAUUUUGAAGGCGAAGUGAAGCUUAUAAGUAAUGUUCAUCAUCGUAAUCUUGUUAGACUUCUGGGUUGUUGCAGCAAAGGCCAAGAGAGAAUCUUAGUUUAUGAAUACAUGGCAAAUAGUAGCCUUGACAAAUUUUUAUUUGGUGACAAAAAAGGUUCUCUCAAUUGGAAACAACGAUAUGAUAUAAUUUUAGGCACAGCAAGGGGACUAGCAUAUCUACAUGAGGAAUUCCAUGUGUCCAUCAUACAUAGAGAUAUAAAGACUUCUAAUAUCCUUCUGGACGAUGAUCUUCAACCAAAAAUUGCUGAUUUUGGGUUAGCAAGGCUUUUGCCAGAGGAUCGUUCUCAUCUUAGCACAAGAUUUGCAGGAACAUUGGGAUACACAGCACCUGAAUAUGCAAUGCAUGGUCAAUUAUCUGAGAAGGCUGAUACCUAUAGUUAUGGUAUUGUAGUCUUAGAAAUUAUAAGUGGGCAAAAGAGUACAGAUGUGAAAGGUGAUGAGGAAAGUCGUGAAUACCUUCUUCAACGAACAUGGAAGUUGUACGAGAAAGGCAUGCACUUGGAGCUAGUAGACAAGGACGUAGACCCUAAUGAGUAUGAUGCAGAAGAUGUGAGAAAAAUAAUAGAAAUUGCUUUGUUGUGCACUCAAGCAUCACCUGCAACAAGGCCAACAAUGUCUGAAGUAGUAGUCCUACUCAAAAGCAGAAGUUUAUUAGAGCAUUUGCGACCAACUAUGCCUGUUUUUGUUGAAACGAAUAUAAAGACAAAGGAAGGCAAUUCUAGCUCAACUGCUGGUUCUUCAUCUAAUGCUACUGCUUCCAUUUCUGUUCUAUCAGCCAGAUGAUUAUGGAUCAAUGCGAUAAUGGGUCUUGAGAAGUAAGGACUAUUCUGUUGGUGUUGACUUAUUAGUACCAUAUAGAAUCAAGAAUGUUCUGUCAAUUUUUAAAGCUAUAUAAUUUCUAGUUUAAUAGUUCCCUGUUCGAAAAAGUUUAAAUCUUGUGUCUAUGUAUAGGUGAAAAGUGUUUAAAAUUUUGUUA